Nannizzia gypsea CBS 118893 is the source of this 360-nucleotide messenger RNA. RefSeq lists its product as hypothetical. The transcript has 3 exons. The record is from RefSeq and is a predicted model, not a curated record. Bases 1 to 360 code for a protein of 119 amino acids. Lineage: Eukaryota; Fungi; Ascomycota; Eurotiomycetes; Onygenales; Arthrodermataceae.
AUGGGUAUCGCCGACAUGUUCACUGAAUUCGUGAGCUCGCUGAGCUUCGGAGAGGUCGUUGAAGCCGAAGCCCCUCCAGCCGAGGAGGUCGAGGACUCGUCUUCUGCCGGCGAAGAUACGCCUGAUGAGGACAAGUCGGAAGACGCUGAAGAGGAAGAGGCCGAGGAGGAGGAAGAGGAGGAAGAAGAGGAGGAGGAGGCAGAGGACAUCAUGCCCAAGUUGGUAGAGGAAUGCACAAACUCCAAGACCUGCGCUCCUGCUAAGCACCAUUUCGACGACUGCGUUGAGCGUUUCUUCCACCUCCAACCACUGCCGCCACCCCAGUGCGCCGCUCCCAAACUCUUCCGUGAACUGAAAUAG